Mycena indigotica is the source of this 219-nucleotide messenger RNA. RefSeq lists its product as uncharacterized. The record is from RefSeq and is a predicted model, not a curated record. Lineage: Eukaryota; Fungi; Basidiomycota; Agaricomycetes; Agaricales; Mycenaceae. The transcript has 3 exons. Bases 1 to 219 code for a protein of 72 amino acids.
AUGCUGGCUUCAAUGUUGGGCCAAGCAUUACCUAUUGCUCUAGACGAAACAGGCUUCCGGAUACAUGUCGCAGCAGAGUGGAUAGAACCAAUCCACAACCCACACAGCACUACUUGCUUCUCAGACGACUCUGAUUGGAGCCGCAUCUUAAUCAUCGGACUAGACAAGCACGACGACGAUGAAUUCAUUGGACAAUAUGGAUGGGAGUUCCACUAUUAG